This is a messenger RNA of Telopea speciosissima, 1749 nucleotides long. RefSeq names its product protein DETOXIFICATION 40-like. Lineage: Eukaryota; Viridiplantae; Streptophyta; Magnoliopsida; Proteales; Proteaceae. Bases 20 to 1570 code for a protein of 516 amino acids. Gene Ontology annotation, biological process: xenobiotic detoxification by transmembrane export across the plasma membrane. The record is from RefSeq and is a predicted model, not a curated record. The transcript is spliced from 7 exons. Gene Ontology annotation, molecular function: xenobiotic transmembrane transporter activity; antiporter activity. Gene Ontology annotation, cellular component: membrane.
UUUGCAACAGCAUCAAAUCAUGGAGUCCUCACCACCACCACCACCCCAAGAAGAAGAAGAAGAGAACCUCCUUCUUCUUCAUCAACCACUCCUUCAAGAAAAGCCACUGUCAUCAAAUGCUCACCAAGGCAACCACCAACUCGAAGCUGUACUCUCAGACGAAAGCUUGUCACCGUUUAAACGCUUCCGAUUAGCUUCCUUGAUUGAACUCAAGAUGCUCUUCAAUCUUGCAGCCCCUGCUCUUGUCAUGUACAUAAUCAACUACUCCAUGUCCAUGUCUUCCCAGAUCUUCUCUGGUCACCUCGGUAACCUCGAGUACGCCGCCUGUUCCCUCGGCAACAACGGCAUCCAAAUCUUCACUUAUGGCCUCCUGCUGGGCAUGGGCAGCGCCGUUGAGACACUGUGUGGCCAAGCUUAUGGAGCAGGCAAGUACGAAAUGCUGGGGAUCUAUGUGCAGAGAUCAACUGUUCUACUCAUGGCAACUGGGAUUCCACUCAUGGUGAUCUAUACAUUCUCAAGGCCCAUAUUAAUCUUACUGGGUGAAUCCUCCACCAUUGCUUCUGCUGCUGCAGUGUACGUGUAUGGAUUGAUCCCUCAGAUAUUUGCAUACGCUGCCAACUUCCCUAUCCAGAAAUUCCUGCAGGCACAGAGCAUCGUUGCACCUAGUGCCUACAUAUCAUCAGCUACACUUGCAUUUCAUCUCUUAAUGACCUGGUUAGUGAUUUUCAAGCUUGGAUUGGGUCUUCUUGGUGCUUCUUUGGUGUUAAGCUUGUCAUGGUGGAUCAUUGUGGUGGGUCAGUUCUGUUACAUAGUGAUGAGUGGUAAGUGUAAGCAUACAUGGACUGGGUUCACCUUCAAAGCUUUCUCUGGGUUGCCGGAAUUCUUGAAAUUAUCAGCUUCGUCGGCGGUGAUGCUUUGCUUGGAAGCUUGGUAUUUUCAGAUACUUGUUUUGAUUGCUGGUUUGCUCAAGAACCCUGAAUUGGCUUUGGAUUCUCUUGCUGUCUGCAUGACAAUCAAUGGUUGUGUGUUCAUGGUUUCUGUUGGAUUCAACGCAGCUGCAAGUGUGAGGGUGAGCAAUGAGCUUGGAGCGGGACACCCAAAAUCGGCAGCAUUCGCAGUAGUGGUGGUAACAGGGUUGUCGUUGCUAAUAUCAGCCGUACUGGCCGCGGUGGUGAUGGCGUUACGUCAUGUCCUCAGCUAUGCUUUCACUAGCGGUGAGACCGUUGCCAAAGCUGUUUCUGAACUCUGCCCACUCCUCGCAGUCACUCUUGUCCUCAACGGUGUUCAACCCGUACUCUCUGGUGUGGCUGUUGGGUGUGGAUGGCAGACACUUGUGGCGUAUGUUAAUGUGGGAUGCUAUUACGUGGUUGGGAUUCCACUUGGGGCUCUUCUGGGCUUUAAGUUCGAUUUUGGUGCCAAGGGCAUAUGGUCAGGGAUGAUAGGUGGUACAGCAAUGCAGACACUUAUUUUAUUGUGGAUUACAUAUCGGACUGACUGGAACAAAGAGGUGGAGAAAGCUAUGAGACGCUUGGACGUAUGGGAAGACAAGGAAGAAACGCCCCCGAAGUAAUUACUGAGUUGAAGACUUUGAGAAAACAUUGAGAGGAAAUUAGUAGCAGCAGUGGAAGCAUGUCAAAGAUACUCUCAAAGCUGCUAACCACCGACCAUCGCUGGCUAGACCGGUCCAUCCAUCUCUGGUCCAGCCCUCUUUAGGCACUGGGCCCGGUUCAUCAUUAUUAAUUUUUUUUU